This is a messenger RNA of Darwinula stevensoni, 552 nucleotides long. The record is from the annotation of a GenBank genome assembly. NCBI's taxonomy places the organism in Eukaryota, Metazoa, Arthropoda, Ostracoda, Podocopida, Darwinulidae.
GAAAUGCAAAUUGAAGCACGAGACACGUUUGACGAACGAAAACGCCUCAAGACCCGUUUGAAAUCGCGGUAUGGGCGGGACGACGCAUCGUUUGGAUGCACCCCAUCAGCCUGCACUGCAUCACGUCCCCUCGGGGCAAAUGCACGGGGAGGCCGAGUGGAGGGGGUUGCAUGCGGGAGUUGCCUUUCCGGGCCAGUCACCCCAACUUCAGCUGAUGGUGUGCGUCUUGCUGGGGGUGUGAUGUCUCCAACUUCCGAGCUCAUUUUCACUUGGUGUUCUUUGCCGGAAGAAGCCUCAGUCAGAGAUGCCUUCUGCAUCCCUUUGAAUAGGAGUAUUUUGCUUCAGGCAUAUGAUGGGGAAUUUGAGGACUUUGUUGAUAUUGAGUUUGAAAACUUGAACAAAUCUCCUGCAAAACGACUCAAGGUCAUUGUGCGAGGAGCCACACAAGACUUUGGCAACCCUAAUUACAUCCUCCCUGAUGCCAACCAUGCCCUUCCCAAUGUUCAGAGUGGGCACAAUGGACUCAUCAAUGAGCCCCUGGAUCCCAUUCCA